Molecule: messenger RNA, 1592 nt
Organism: Chenopodium quinoa (quinoa)
Lineage: Eukaryota; Viridiplantae; Streptophyta; Magnoliopsida; Caryophyllales; Amaranthaceae
Product: NDR1/HIN1-like protein 13
Exons: 2
Coding region: 366-1250 (294 amino acids)
Cellular component (GO): plasma membrane
Source: RefSeq, a predicted model, not a curated record
UUAUCGUUGUUAAACCUUAAUCCGCGUAUAAAACCAAAAAAAACAACAUUGACAUAAUUAGCUGUCACUCAAUAUUAAGUUUACUCGUUCUUCUUAUUUUCAUACAUUUAUAUAAAUAAAUUCCACCACUUUACUUAUUCUUUGUUUACACUUGCUCACGUCUUACACCCAUUCUCUCUCUGCCGAAUCAAAUUGGAGGAUUAUUGUAAGAAAUUUGGAAGAUUAUUUAGAUUGAAAUUCAUUUUCAUCAUCAUCUUUCUUCAAAAAGCUCAAUUUCAUUUCGACGUUUGAAGUUUCGUUUAUAUUUGCUUCAGAAAAUUUCAGAUCCAAAAUCCUCUCUGGUGACACUGGCGAGUGAUAAAGAGAUGACUGAUCAACGAGUCUACCCAAGAGAAUCACCACCGGAUUCUGGUGAACACUCGAAUGCUAAGCUGAUGGCGAAUUCUAAUUCACCUUCACCACCAGUAUCAGGUGAGCAUCAGCGGCAUGGGCGGAACAUGAGUCAAGACUCAUUCGCCUCCUCUAAGAUGAGUUAUGGCUACGGUUAUGGUCCUAACCCUGGAACUUACGUUGUGCAAAUACCCAAGGAUCAAGUAUACCGCGUCCCACCACCAGAAAAUGCACAUAAGUUCAAGCUCUACACCAAAAAGAAGGCUGGCAGAAAGGGGUGCAGACGUUGUUUUUGCUGCAUAUUCGCUGGAAUACUCAUCCUUGCUGCUCUACUCGCCGUCACCGGUGCAGUUUUAUACCUUGUCUACAAACCUAAGGCUCCUAGCUACUCCAUUGAGAGUGUGCACGUUAAAGGAGUCAACCUCUCAACAAUCGCAACAUCCUCAACCAUUACUCCGGUGUUCAACGUAACGUUGAAGUCCACGAAUAACAACGGUAAAAUCGGGAUUUACUACGAACAAGGGAGCUUGAUUAAGAUUUACCAUGAUGGGUUAAAUCUAUGUAAUGGUAAAUUGCCAGCCUUCUACCAGCCCCCUAAAAGCUCAACGGUUUUUUCAACAAAGUUAACGGGGGCUGGGAUCGUAUUGUCCGAGUCAGCACGUGACAAACUGCUCACACAACAAAAGAAUGGAAAGGUACCAUUAGACAUUAACGUUAAGGUCCCUGUUAAGAUCAAGAUAGGAUCCAUUAAGACAUGGACUAUCAACAUCGAGGUUUCGUGUGGUGUAACGGUUAACGCGUUGGCGACGAAUUCCAAGGUUGUAUCAAAGAAGUGUAAGGUUAACGCCAAGCCAUGGUAAUGUGGGUAAGACUGUACCCUAAUUGACAAGAGCUCUUUCAGGCAUAAUUGAUGGUUUUGGUGGGACCUAAUCAAAAUUGAUUGACAAGAAGAGGAUGACAAAUUAUGGAAUGAUCUUCUUUAAUCCUACCUUGUGUUAUUUUAUUCUUUGUAAAACAUUUUUUUGGGAAAACUUUGUUGUUAAAUAUUUGAUGUUUAUACUACUGAAUUUAUGCAUUCAAAAAUUGAGGGGGUGUUUUCUCAAGUGAAGAUGGAAAACAAGAAAGGCAAAGUAAUAGAGUUAUACAAAAUUUGAGGACAUAUGUAUAAUUUACGCAAUAAAUGAUAAUGUUUUGUCAUGAAA